This is a messenger RNA of Coregonus clupeaformis (lake whitefish), 2101 nucleotides long. RefSeq names its product NIPA magnesium transporter 2 (gene nipa2). The record is from RefSeq and is a predicted model, not a curated record. Lineage: Eukaryota; Metazoa; Chordata; Actinopteri; Salmoniformes; Salmonidae. The transcript is spliced from 6 exons. Gene Ontology annotation, cellular component: membrane. Gene Ontology annotation, molecular function: magnesium ion transmembrane transporter activity. Gene Ontology annotation, biological process: magnesium ion transport. Bases 225 to 1325 code for a protein of 366 amino acids.
GCGUCAACCUUCACGUUAGGUCUAACAAAAUGAGAGAGAGGUAUAGCUACAACUUGUUAUUUAUCACAUAGCUCGCUAACUACCACUGUCUUCUUGGGAAAACAAGGGAUCUUUUACCAGGGAGAGUGGAGUCACGGGUUGCUGACAAGUGUUCGGCUGGUCAGCAACUCCUGUGUGUGGUGGUCAAUGUAACAGACAGUACGAACAACUCAUCCAGCAUCGCCAUGGGCCAGGACCGAGGGAAGUAUGAUUUCUACAUCGGCCUGGGACUAGCCAUCAGCUCCAGCAUCUUCAUAGGAGGAAGCUUCAUCCUCAAGAAGAAAGGACUACUCCGCCUGGCCAGGAAGGGACAGUGUAGGGCAGGCCAGGGCGGUCAUGCAUAUCUCAAAGAAUGGCUGUGGUGGGCUGGAUUAUUGUCAAUGGCGGCUGGAGAAGGGGCGAACUUCGCAGCGUAUGCCUUUGCUCCAGCUACGCUCGUCACCCCUCUGGGGGCCCUCAGUGUGCUGGUCAGUGCGGUGCUGUCGUCGUACUUCCUGACAGAGCGGCUGAAUCUCCAUGGGAAGCUGGGCUGUCUGCUCAGCAUCUUGGGCUCCACUACCAUGGUGAUCCACGCCCCUCAGGAGGAAGACAUCAGCAGCCUGGACCACAUGGCCAGGAAACUGGUGGACCCAGGUUUCCUGGUGUUUGCCACCUUCGUCAUCAUCGUAGCGCUCAUCUUCAUCUUGGUGGUGGGCCCUCGGCACGGCCAGACCAACAUCAUGGUGUAUAUAACCAUCUGCUCUGUGAUAGGAGCUCUGUCUGUGUCGUGUGUGAAGGGGUUGGGCAUCGCCAUCAAAGAGGCCAUAGCUGGGAGGCCCGUGGUGGGGAACCCUUUAGCCUGGGUGUUACUGCUAGGGCUGGUGGCCUGCGUCUCCACCCAGAUCAACUACCUGAACAAGGCUCUGGAUAUCUUCAACACCUCCCUGGUCACGCCCAUCUACUACGUGUUCUUCACCACCUCGGUCCUCUCCUGCUCUGCGAUCCUUUUCAAGGAGUGGGAGCACAUGGCUAGUGCUGACGUCAUCGGGACUCUGAGUGGCUUCCUGACCAUUAUAGUUGGUAUCUUUCUGCUCCAUGCCUUCAAGGACCUCAGUGUGAGCCUGUCCACGCUGGCUGUGUCCAUCAGGAAGGACGAGAGGCCCGGGCCGGCAGCUAACGGAGUGGCAACACACAGCACCUACGAACUGCUGCACAAUGACUUCACAGAGAUGGACCUGGAGGAGAGGGAGGUCGGCCUGCCGUUUGACAGCCUGUCCAGGAGGAAUGGAGCGAUGACAGCCUCUUAGAGGAACUAGCUAGCUGCCUGGCCCUGGGCCACUGACUGACUAGGGUUGCGUCCCAAAUGGCACCCUUUUCCCUUUAUAUUGCAAUACCUUGGUCAAAAGUAGUGCACUAUAUAGAGAAGAGGGUACUAUUUGGGAUACAGCUUAAGACCGCACUACCAUUACACUGGUGUGGAUGUUUUUGUUGCGUUUUUGUUGUGGAAACCUUAAGACAAUCAACUCUUGACUUGGAUGGACCAACUGAUUGUACUUGGAUUUGAUUUGCCUUCUGUUUUCUCUGAAUAUCUGACUACAUGGUGUAGACGGAGCUUAAUCUCACCCCCCCGGAUAUCUGACUACAUGGUGUAGACAAGAGCUUAAUCUCACCCCCCUUGAGCUGCCAAUAUUCUACUAUUACGUUAUACCUUCUGUACAGAGAUCUGCAUUUAAACAUGCACAGAGUUUCUUUCUACAAAUCAACAGCUUUGUUUUUGUAAUAUUCUUAUCCAACCCUCUGGUGGAGAUCCCAGGUCUGAUUAAAUCUGGCUCCAGUUCUGGGCCUGGCCGGUCAAUAAGUGUGUGUUCCAUAUAACACUCUAUUCCCUAUAUAGUGCACUACUUUUGACCGGGGCACAUUGGUCCCUGGUCUAAAGUAGUGCACUAAAUAGGGCAUAGGGUGUAAUUUGGGACACAAACUAAGACGUGUUCCGAAUGUGAUACUUGAAAGGAAGAGUUGUCGGGAAAUUACCAUGAACUUGUUUUGUAUCUUUUACAUAAAAAUGGCCUCAAGAACAAGCAGA